Molecule: messenger RNA, 5589 nt
Organism: Euleptes europaea (tarantolino)
Lineage: Eukaryota; Metazoa; Chordata; Lepidosauria; Squamata; Sphaerodactylidae
Gene: PSME4
Product: proteasome activator subunit 4
Exons: 47
Coding region: 268-5457 (1729 amino acids)
Biological process (GO): proteasomal ubiquitin-independent protein catabolic process
Cellular component (GO): spermatoproteasome complex; nucleus; cytosol
Molecular function (GO): proteasome binding; peptidase activator activity
Source: RefSeq, a predicted model, not a curated record
CCGCCGGUGCAGAAGGAGCUGGUGUACAAUAAGCUGCUGCCCUACGGCGACCAGCUGGAGGCCGAGGCGGGCCGCCUCCUCGCCCAGAUCAAGAUCAACCUGAGCCGAGCCGUUCAGCUUCAGGAGCUGUGGCCCGGAGGCCUCUUCUGGACCAGGAAGCUCUCCACGUAUCUGCGGCUCUUUGGGAGAAAGUUUAGCAAAGAAGAUCAUGUUCUUUUUAUCAAGCUUUUGUAUGAGCUAGUAACAAUUCCGAAGCUGGAGAUCAGCAUGAUGCAAGGAUUUGCACGCCUCUUGAUAAAUCUGCUGAAGAAGAAAGAACUCCUUUCAAGGGAUGAUUUAGUGUUACCGUGGAGACCUCUUUAUGAAAUGCUGGAGAGGAUAUUAUACUCGAAGACAGAACACCUUGGGUUGAAUUGGUUUCCAAACUCUGUAGAAAGCGUUUUAAAAACCCUUGUGAAAAACUGUCGCCCGUAUUUUCCAGACAACGCAACAGCCGAGAUGCUAGAUGAGUGGCGGCCAUUAAUGUGUCCUUUUGACGUUACCAUGCAGAAGGCCAUCACUUACUUUGAAUUGUUUCUUCCUACCACUCUGCCUCCAGAACUUCACCACAAAGGCUUUAAACUCUGGUUUGAUGAGUUUUUGGGCCUUUGGGUUUCUGUUCAGAAUCUUCCCCAAUGGGAAGGGCAUCUUGUCAACAUUUUUGCACGCUUGGCUACUGAUAAUAUAGGCUACAUUGACUGGGACCCCUAUGUUCCAAAGAUAUUUACUAGAAUACUGCGAAGUUUGAAUCUUCCAGUGGGAAGCAACCAGGUGUUGGUUCCAAGGUUCUUAACAAAUGCUUAUGAUAUAGGCCAUGCGGUCAUGUGGAUCACAGCUAUGAUGGGGGGACCGAGUAAGCUUGUACAGAAGCACUUGUCUGGGUUAUUCAAAAGCAUUGCCUCUUUUUAUCAUCCUUCAAAUAAUGGUCGCUGGUUGAACAAGCUCAUGAAGCUACUUCAGCGGCUACCAAGUAGUGUUGUCAGAAGAGUGCAUCGUGAACGAUACAAGAAGAUGACUUGGCUUACGCCUGUGCCUGAUAGCCAUAAACUUACUGACCAGGAUAUCACAGACUUUGUAGAAUGUAUUAUUCAGCCUGUCCUCCUGGCUAUGUUUAGCAAAACUGGAAGCUUAGAGGCGGCCCAAGCUCUGCAGAACCUUGCACUAAUGCGCCCUGAGUUGGUAAUCCCACCAGUACUUGAAAAAACAUACCCUGCACUGGAGACAUUAACAGAACCUCAUCAACUCACGGCCACCUUAAGCUGUGUAAUUGGAGUCGCUCGUAGCCUGGUGUCCGGGGGCAAGUCAUUUCCUGAGGGUCCAACGCACAUGUUGCCUCUGUUGAUGAGAGCGUUGCCUGGUGUGGAUCCAAAUGACUUUAGCAAAUGCAUGAUCACAUUCCAGUUUAUCGCAACAUUUUCUACUCUUGUGCCUUUAGUAGAUUGUUCAUCUGUACUACAAGAGAGAGAUGACCUCACAGUGGUGGAGAGAGAACUGUGUUCUGCUACUGCCGAAUUUGAAGAUUUUGUACUGCAGUUUAUGGACAGAUGUUUUGGACUUAUAGAAAGCAGCACGCUGGAGCAAACAAGAGAAGAGACUGAAACAGAAAAGAUGACUCAUUUGGAGAGUCUGGUGGAAUUAGGCCUCUCUUCUACUUUCAGCACAAUUCUCACGCAGUGUUCAAAGGAGAUAUUUAAGGUUGCCUUGGAGAAGGUUUUUAAUUUUGCCAUUUCAAAUAUAUUUGAGACAAGAGUUGCUGGUCGGAUGGUCGCUGACAUGUGCCGAGCAGCUGUGAAAUGCUGUCCUGAGGAGUCUUUGAAGCUGUUUGUUCCCCAUUGCUGCAACGUUAUAGCACAUCUUACUCUCAAUGAUGAUGUCUUACACGAUGAAGAGUUAGAUAAGGAGCUCCUGUGGAACCUCCAGCUUUUGUCAGAGAUCACUCGUGUGGAUGGGAAGCAGUUGCUACCGUACAGUGAGCAGCUUGUGAAGAUUCUUCAGCGAAGCCUCCACUUAACCUGUAAGCAGGGUUACAUUCUGUCUUGUAACCUACUGCAUCAUCUUCUUCGUUCUACUACACUUAUCUACCCCACAGAAUACUGCAGUGUGCCAGGUGGUUUUGACAAGCCUCUUUCUGAAUACUUUCCUAUCAAGGACUGGGGUAAGCCUGGUGAUCUACGGAAUCUCAACAUCCAGUGGCAUGUUCCUUCAGCUGAAGAGACAGCUUUUUCUUUCUACCUGCUGGAUUCUUUUCUCCAACCAGAGCUUGACAAACUAGCACGUUUUGCAGAUGCAGAUCUUGAAAUGUCCAGAGAUGAUGUGCAGCAGUCUCUCACGAUAGUGCACAACUGCCUGAUUGGGUCGGGGAACAUUCUGCAUUCUUUGAAAGGAGAGAGAGUACCUCACCUGGUUCCAAGUCUGGUGUCUUUAGAAGAGAUCAAACUGUAUACCGGUGUUAACUAUGAUUUGUCAAGAGAGAAUUACAGGGAAACAAUUGCCAGGGUUACAAGGAAGCUCCUACAUUAUGUACUUGACCACUCGGAGGAUGAUACCAAGUCGUUGUUUCUCAUCAUAAAGAUCAUUGGUGACAUUUUACAUUUCCAAGGUUCCCAUAAGCAUGAGUUUGAUUCUCGAUGGAAAAGCUUUAAUUUGGUGAAGAAAUCAAUGGAGAACAGGCUUCAAGGAAAUAAACAGCAUAUCAGGGCGCUGCUGAUUGACAGAGUCAUGUUGCAGCACGAGCUGAGAACACUCACUGUUGAAGGUUGUGAAUAUAAAAAGGUACACCAGGACUUGAUCAGAGACCUUCUGCGUUUGUCUACAAGUUCGUACGGCCAGGUCAGAAACAAAGCUCAGCAUGCAUUCUUCACAGCCCUGGGGACUUACAACUUCUGUUGCAGGGAUAUUAUUCCUUUGGUUUUGGAAUUUUUACAGCCGGAGGCACGCAGCGUCACCCAGAAGCAGUUUAAAGGUGCCUUGUAUUGCCUUCUUGGCAAUCACAGUGGAGUGUGCUUAGCGAAUCUUCACGACUGGGACUGCAUUGUGCAAACCUGGCCCGCAGUAGUCUCUUCUGGACUUAGCACAGCAAUGUCUCUGGAAAAACCCUCUAUAGUCAGGCUAUUUGAUGACCUUGCAGAGAAGAUCCAUCGGCAGUAUGAAACGAUAGGACUGGAUUUUGAAGUUCCAGAGAAAUGUAUUGAGGUGGCUGUUCAGAUGCAGAAAUUGGUGUAUCCGCACAACGGCUGGACACCGCUUAGUCCAGAGGAGAUUCAGUUGGGAAUGCAGCGGCAGAAAGAAAGGAAUGCAGAGGCCUCACAAAAUUACGAAAACUUGGUUAGCAAGCUGUUAGAUUGUGUGGAUCAAAGAAAUCUCCCUUGGAAGUUUGAGCACAUUGGUGUUGGUUUUCUGUCCCUGCUAUUGAGAGAUGACAGAGUGCUGCCUGUCAGAGCCAUAAAAUUCUUUGUGGAAUGUCUCAACCAUGAUGCACUUGUGGUCCGCAAGAUGGCGAUUUCUGCUGUGGCUGGCAUCCUCAAGCAGUUGAAGAGGCCUCAUAGGAAGGUGUCAAUAUGCCCUUUCCAAAUAAGUGGAGCUUCUCAGCCUUCUGACAACCAGGCUGGUGACAGGCCCGAUAACCAGUGGUUGCAUUAUGAAAGUGCCAGUUUACCAAAGACGAAAAAAGCUUGGGAGUCCUGUCGUUUUGUGGAGAAAACGCAUUGGGGAUAUUACACUUGGCCUCAAAACAUGGAGAUUUAUGCUUCUGCAGAGCAACAGCCAAAGCUUGGACGGAAUAGAAAUGAGCUUUCAGAGGCAGAGCAAGUAAUCUAUGAUCACUUUUCUGAUCCAAAAUUUGUUGAGCAGUUAAUCAAGUUCCUUUCUUUAGAAGACAGAAAGGGAAAAGAUAAAUUUAACCCACGCAGAUUUUGCCUCUUCAAGGGCCUAUUUAGAAACUUCGAUGAUGCCUUCUUGCCAGUACUGAAGCCUCACUUAGAACGACUAGCCGUAGAUUGCCACGAAAGUCCCCAGCGAUGCGUAGCUGAAAUUAUAGCUGGUUUGAUAAGAGGGUCUAAACACUGGACAUUUGAAAAGGUGGAGAACCUCUGGAAGCUUCUAUGUCCCCUUCUUAGAACAGCUUUAUCCAACAUUACAGUGGAGACUUACAAUGACUGGGGGACAUGUAUAGCAACUUCUUGUGAGAGCAGAGACCCCCGGAAGUUGCAUUGGUUGUUUGAACUGUUGUUGGAGUCUCCUUUGAGUGGUGAAGGGGGAUCAUUUGUUGAUGCAUGUCGACUGUAUGUCCUGCAAGGGGGCCUUGCACAGCAGGAGUGGCGGGUUCCGGAGCUGCUGCACAAAUUGUUGAAGUACCUGGAACCGAAACUCACCCAGGUUUACAAAAACGUCAGAGAGAGGAUAGGAAGCGUUUUGACAUAUAUCUUCAUGAUAGAUGUCUCCUUACCAAACACUGCCCCAACAAAGUCCCCCCAUGUCCACGAGUUCACUUCCCGAAUACUUGAAAAACUCAAACCCCUUAUGGAAGUGGAUGAGGAAAUUCAGAAUCACAUUAUGGAAGAGAAUGGGGUUGGAGAUGAAGACGAGCGGACUCAGGGCAUUAAACUCUUGAAAACCAUUCUCAAGUGGCUGAUGGCAAGCGCGGGAAGGGCCUUCUCCACAGCUGUUACUGAACAGCUUCAGCUCCUGCCAUUGUUCUUCAAGAUUGCUCCGGUAGAAAAUGAUAAUAGCUACGAUGAACUGAAGAGAGAUUCCAAGAUGUGCUUAUCAUUAAUGUCUCAGGGAUUGCUGUAUCCUCAACAAGUGCCUUUGGUUCUACAGGUGCUAAAACAAACAUCAAGGAGUAGUUCCUGGCAUGCUAGGUACACAGUGCUAACCUACCUCCAGACCAUGGUAUUUUAUAAUCUUUUUAUCUUCCUAAACAAUGAAGAAGCAGUAAAUGAUAUCCGAUGGCUUGUUAUAAAGCUACUAGAAGAUGAACAGCUUGAGGUGAGAGAGAUGGCUGCCACUACGUUGAGCGGCCUGCUACAGUGCCAUUUUCUGGUGAUGGAUGACCCCAUGCAGACUCACUUUGAGCAGCUCUGCAAGAGGAGACUCCCAAAGAAGAGAAAGCGAGACCUCAGCACUGUAGUGGAUACUAUUCCCCCUGCAGACUUAGUUAAGCGCCAUGCUGGUGUUCUCGGACUUAGCGCAUGCAUUCUCUCCAGUCCUUACGAUGUACCCACAUGGAUGCCUCAACUUUUGAUGAAUCUUAGUGCGCACCUGAAUGAUCCUCAGCCUAUUGAAAUGACAGUAAAGAAAACGCUGUCCAACUUCCGUAGGACCCACCAUGACAACUGGCAGGAGCACAAGCAACAGUUCACCGAUGACCAGCUGCUCGUCCUUACUGACCUCUUGGUAUCACCUUGCUAUUAUGCAUAAGAAGGUUCUUAGAAAAACGAGGGCCUACUCCCGUUUCUGAAAAAAUAAAUAAAGGAAACUCAAAACUAAUUUAUUGUAUUGUAGAACCCUUUUAGAUCUGGUGACUGAGGCUUAAGGCUGUUCUUGUUUUUG